Molecule: messenger RNA, 894 nt
Organism: Naegleria lovaniensis
Lineage: Eukaryota; Heterolobosea; Eutetramitea; Acrasida; Naegleriidae
Exons: 1
Coding region: 1-894 (297 amino acids)
Source: RefSeq, a predicted model, not a curated record
AUGAAUUCCGAUCAAGCAAGGCAUUUUCCAUCAUCAUCAUCAAAUUAUUAUCAACAGCAACAACAACAGCACCCACCACAAACAACAACUCCCAAUCAACAACAUGCCAUUCAACCAAAAGGAAAGGAACCUUUUGUAUUUGCAAAAGAUCCAAACUCUAUUCAAGUAUCAGGAAGUACAACCAUUGAAAAAGUUGCCAAAGUGGGUAGAUUGAUGUAUCAAUGGCAAACCGAGAAUAUGUAUGAAUUACAACCCGAAGAUAAUGUUGCUCGAAUGAAAUUAGCUAGCCAAAAUUCUAAUACAAUUAUGAAGGCUUUUAUUGUUUCGAGUCUGAUUUCAUGGGUUGCCACGGUCGGACACAAGAAGGAUGUUUUUUACUAUCCUUUGAGAUCAUAUAUUAUUAAACAAAUUUGUAGAGUGAGACCAUGGCGUUCUUUGAAUCCAUUCACAUCGCUUGCAGUUCAAGCUGGUAUUUUUGCAUAUGCUUUGGGAUAUAUCGGAAAUGAGAGAAUUGCUGCUUACACGUAUACUUUUUCUCAAGUUUGUACUCCAUACGGAUACAUGAUGAGGAAGUUGAUGGCUCAAAUUGAUGACCCAAAGCACAAGUACAAGCCAGCUGUAUUGACUACACAACAUGACUAUGAUAUGGAAUUCGAGAGAAAGGUGAAUGAACUUUUACACAAAAAACCCUCCGAUGUAAAUCAUGAAGAGGAGCAACAUGGCUCUGAAUCAUCGUCCACUAGAUCUGUAAUUCCACCUAGAUAUCAAAGAAAGCCACGAAUUAACAGAGGUUUUUCACAUGAGGAGAGAGUCAAAUCGAGCCCUCACGAUCUUGACAAUCAUUAUUCUGACGAACCUCCACAAGAACAAAAACGUUACGACGAUGAGCAUUAA